AUGAUCGGGUGGUCAGUUGAAUUAUCGGAGUUUGGUUUGAUGUUUAAGCCACGAGGAUCUAUAAAGGGACAACACUUAGCAGAUUUUGUAUCAGAACUGUCUAGUGAGGGUCCGAUUGAACCUCGGUGGAAACUUUACGUCGAUGGCUCGUCCGGUCGACAGGGAGGAGGAGCAAGAAUAGUCUUGGAAGGACCAAACGGGAUAAAAAUCGAGCAAUCACUGAUAUUCCAAUUUAAGGUAAGCAAUAACCAAGCCGAAUAUGAAGCUCUGGUGGCAGGGAUGGAACUAGCAAAGGAUUUAGGAGCAGAAUUGUUGGAAUGCAAAACGGACUCGCAGUUACUGGCAGGUCAGAUGAACGAAAACUUCCAAGUGAAGGAUGACCAAUUGUUAUUGUAUUUUCGUAAAGCGAAACAUCUAGCAGAUGGAUUCAAGUUUUUUGAGAUAAGGCAUAUCCCGAGGGAAGAGAACGCCCGGGCAGACAAAUUGUCCAAAUUAACUGCAGGGAAGGAAAAAGGGCAUUUGGCAUCCAUGAUUCGACAAGUGAUGGUUAGACCAACAAUCGAAUGUUUUCAGAUUAACGGGUUAGCCGAUCGGGAAGAUUGGAGAAGAGAAAUCGCUUCUCUGAUUAAGAAACAGGAAGAAGGGCAAAGUCUUCGCCCCGAAGAGGCAAAGCAAAUUGCGAGGUAUGUCUUAAUAGGAGAAGAAUUGUACCGAAGAGGUUAUGUUACUCCUAUGCUUAAAUGUUUAUCUAAAGACGAAGUUGAAUAUAAACAUGGGAAUGUUAUACACGCUCCAGCAACCGAACUGCACAGCAUGGUUUCACCGUGGCCUUUUGCUCAAUGGGGAAUGGAUAUAGUUGGACCUUUCCCGGUCGGUUGGACACAGAUGAAAUUCUUGUUGGUAGCUGUAGAUUAUUUUACCAAAUGGGUAGAGGCAGAACCUUUAGCAAGAAUAACCGCUUCACAAGUACAGAAGUUUGUUUGCAAGAUCAUUUGUAGAUUCGGUUUGCCAAAGUUCAUUAUUACCGACAAUGGUCGUCAAUUUAUAGACAGGAAGCUGGUGACCUUUUACAAAGAACUGGGCAUUACACUAAUAACAAGCUCGGUGGAACACCCACAGACGAACGGUCAAGUGGAGGCUAUGAAUAAGAUUAUUGUCCAAGAGUUAAAAAAGAAGUUGAGAGAAGCUAAAGGAUCUUGGGUGGAUGAACUACAACAAGUAUUGUGGGGAUACCGAUGUACACCCCAUAGCACAACCGGAGAGUCACCGUUUAACCUUACAUAUGGAACGGAUGCAAUGUUACCAGUGGAAGUAGGGGAGACUACUCUUAGAAGAUAA
Messenger RNA from Vigna radiata var. radiata (mung bean), 1338 nucleotides. RefSeq lists its product as uncharacterized. Gene Ontology annotation, molecular function: nucleic acid binding; RNA-DNA hybrid ribonuclease activity. The transcript has 2 exons. NCBI's taxonomy places the organism in Eukaryota, Viridiplantae, Streptophyta, Magnoliopsida, Fabales, Fabaceae. Gene Ontology annotation, biological process: DNA integration. The record is from RefSeq and is a predicted model, not a curated record. The coding region runs from base 1 to 1338 and encodes 445 amino acids.